UUAUGUUUUUCAUGUCAUGUACAAAGCACGUGUCUAUUUAACAAAAUAAAUAGAGGAAUUGAAAGAACCAUUUGCGCAAAUAAUGGUCGAUUGGAGGUCAAAAUGUUAAUAAUGCACUAAUUGCUCUGAUCAAUUAUGAAGAACAAAUAUCUUUUUACUUAAAGUAAGUUACAAUAUUGUAGGGAAUAACAUCCAAACAAGGCCUGUGGACAAGUUCAUCCCAAGCAUGAAACUCCCAUGACUAUCCUAACAGAAAAACAAAACAAAAUCCCAUCCCUUUUUCGAUCUUGCACCAUUUUCGAAUCCUAGAUUUGUAGCAUUUACCAUUAAUUUUCAGUUCAAAUUUAAUUUCGACAUGGGGGAUGCGUAUUGUUCCGACUGCAAGAAGAGUACGGAGGUGGUGUUCGACCAUUCGGCGGGGGAUACAGUGUGCUCCGAGUGCGGUCUGGUGUUGGAGUCACACUCCAUUGAUGAGACUUCCGAGUGGCGUACCUUCGCUAAUGAGUCGGGGGACAAUGACCCGGUCCGUGUUGGUGGCCCGACGAACCCGCUUCUCUCAGAUGGAGGGUUGUCGACCGUGAUUUCUCAGCCGAAUGGGACCACCAGUGACUUUUUGUCGUCGUCUCUCGGUCGCUGGCAGAAUCGUGGGUCCAACCCUGAUCGGUCGCUUAUCCUUGCGUUCAAAACGAUCGCCACAAUGUCGGAUAGGUUGGGCCUUGUUGCAACAAUAAAGGAUCGGGCUAAUGAGAUUUACAAGAAAGUAGAAGAUCAGAAGUCUAGUCGAGGAAGAAACCAGGAUGCUAUAUUAGCUGCUUGCCUGUACAUUGCUUGUCGACAAGAAGACAAGCCUCGCACUGUUAAGGAAAUUUGCUCUGUUGCCAAUGGAGCAACAAAGAAGGAAAUUGGCCGAGCAAAAGAAUACAUUAUAAAACAACUUGAGCUUGAAAUGGGUCAAUCGGUGGAAAUAGGGACUAUACAUGCUGGGGAUUUUAUGAGGCGGUUUUGUUCAAAUCUUGGGAUGACAAAUCAGACAGUUAAAGCUGCCCAAGAAGCUGUCCAAAAAUCAGAGGAGUUCGACAUAAGGAGAAGUCCUAUAUCAAUUGCUGCAGCAGUUAUUUAUAUAGUUACUCAGCUUUCUGACGAUAAAAAGCCCCUCAAAGACGUAUCCCUUGCUACUGGAGUUGCCGAAGGGACCAUCAGAAAUUCUUACAAGGAUUUAUACCCCCACCUUUCAAAGAUAAUACCGAACUGGUAUGCUCAGGUAGAGGACCUUAAGAAUCUCUGCAGCCCUUGAUAUGUCAAUGAAACAAUAUGGUACAAGAUUUAUCAUAUAUUAUUUUUUGAUAUUCAUUUUUCUUUUUUGGGGGGACAAUAAACAUAAAAUCAACAUUUUUUUCUCCUUUUCUCUGUAUGUUUUAAAUGCGCAUUGGAUGAUGGAUUCUGCUGAAAGCAGGAAACUUUAAGAUGAAACUGUCAAAAAUAUACAAGCUAUACAUUUUGUUAUAUGUAGCACACAGACGUGUAUGAGUUUUGACUAAAUUAGAAAGAAUUCCAUGAGGAUUGGGACAA
This is a messenger RNA of Olea europaea var. sylvestris, 1569 nucleotides long. Its product is annotated as transcription initiation factor IIB-2. The transcript is spliced from 7 exons. Lineage: Eukaryota; Viridiplantae; Streptophyta; Magnoliopsida; Lamiales; Oleaceae. Bases 356 to 1294 code for a protein of 312 amino acids. The record is from RefSeq and is a predicted model, not a curated record. Gene Ontology annotation, molecular function: TBP-class protein binding. Gene Ontology annotation, cellular component: nucleus; transcription preinitiation complex. Gene Ontology annotation, biological process: transcription preinitiation complex assembly; DNA-templated transcription initiation.